This is a messenger RNA of Hippocampus comes (tiger tail seahorse), 2508 nucleotides long. It is a transcript of the gene rag2, whose product is annotated as recombination activating gene 2. Gene Ontology annotation, cellular component: DNA recombinase complex; nucleus. Lineage: Eukaryota; Metazoa; Chordata; Actinopteri; Syngnathiformes; Syngnathidae. Gene Ontology annotation, biological process: V(D)J recombination. The record is from RefSeq and is a predicted model, not a curated record. Bases 217 to 1821 code for a protein of 534 amino acids. Gene Ontology annotation, molecular function: sequence-specific DNA binding; protein binding. The transcript has 2 exons.
AAAGAGCAGCAGUCACACACAGUUAACCUCAAGAUCUGGAAGUGUUUGUGAGUCAACGAAGCUUUACAAACUCACUGCCAGUGUCUGCUUUUGUCAAAGAUAGGCUAUAAAGAGUGAUUAGGUCUAGCUUAGUGAUCUUAAAAUUCACAGUAAAGUGAGCUAAAGGUCUCAACGCUCUCGUCUCCUCACCCUGACUGCAAGACACCUGCACCCACGAUGACUCUGCAGCCAUUAAAUCCAGUGAACUGCGAAGGCCUUCUGCAAACCGGUUGUUCUCUUCUACAUCUUGAUGGUGAAGUUCUCCUAUUUGGCCAGAAAGGAUGGCCAAAGCGCUCCUGUCCAACAGGCGUAUUUGCCGUGCACUUGAAACAUGGUGAGCUCAGGUUGAGAGCCAUAUCUUUCUCCAGUGACUCCCAAUACCUUCCUCCCUUGCGCUGUCCUGCUGUUUGCCGCCUUGAUCCACACGAUGGACUUCCGGAAAGUUAUCUCAUCCAUGGCGGCCGCACCCCCAACAAUGACAUCUCAUCCAGUCUCUAUGCACUUAGCAUCGAUAGUCGUGGCGGCAAUCGCAAACUGACCCUGCGGUGUAAAGAGGAAGAACUGGUCGGAGAAGUGCCAGGUGCCAGAUAUGGCCACACAGUCAGUGUGGUUCAGAGCAGAGGGAAGACUGCCUUUGUAGUUUUUGGUGGAAGGUCCUACAUGCCCGCAAAAGAGAGGACCUCAGAGAACUGGAACCGUGUGAUCGACUGUCCUCCUCAAGUGUUCUUGUUUGACAGGCAGUUUGGUUGUUGUUCUGCUUACACUUUUCCAGAGCUCACUGACGGACAGUCUUUCCAUGUGGCCCUUGCGAGAGAGGACCAUGUUUACAUCCUCGGGGGUCACUUUUUGAAAUGUGACGGCCGACCACCUCAGCUCUUUUGUCUGCACGUCGAUCUCCUCCAAGGUUGUCCAUUAUUGUCAUGUGAGCUUCUCGACUUUGGUCUAUCUAUCUCAAGUGCGAUCAUCACUCGCACAGGCCCCGCUCACAACUAUAUCAUAUUGGGAGGAUAUCAGUCAAAGUCUCAGAAAAGAAUGGAGUGCAGCACUGUCAUUCUGGAUGAGAAGGGGAUUCACAUCGAACCUCUUGAACCGCCAAAAUGGACCCCAGAUAUCAUCCACAGUCAAACUUGGUAUGGCGGUGCUGCAGGGGAACAAAGUAUGUUGCUAGCUGUGCCAAGUGAGCGCAGAUCGUGCCAAACAAAUAUGCAAUACUUUUACCUCGUAAACUUCCAGAAAGUGGAAGACGCCAAAGAAGGCAUACAAGCCCAGCAGGUUUGCAGCCAGGAGCUGACAGAUUAUGACAAUUCUACUCCUCUAGAAGAUUCAGACGAGCUCUAUUUUGGUCGUGAGCCUCAAGAAUUGGAUGGGAGUAGUGAAGGUGAAGAUAAUAGCUACAAUGAGAAAGAUGAGGAGGAUGAGUCACAAUCAGGCUACUGGAUCAAAUGUAGCCAUAGUUGUCAGCUGGAUCUCAGUACAUGGGAGCCGUAUUACACCACUGAGCUCCAACGACCAGCCAUGAUCUUUUGCUCCACAGGAGAGGCCGGGCACUGGGUCCACGCUCAGUGCAUGGAGCUGUCUGAGACACUGCUCCUAACACUCUCCCAGGGCAACAAAAAAUACUUCUGCUUAGAACAUGGGGGUCUUCCUAUCCAGGGGAUGACCCCACCUCAAAAGGUCAUGCCACUAACACGUCCCCCUUUAAAAGUGAAACAGAGGAAACCCCAGACAGCUUUCAAGAUGUCCAGAACCAAAAAAGGCGUUUUCAGGAGACUUUUUGUUUAACACGUUUUAUUGAGGUUGUGAAGUGACAGCCGAGAAAUAUCUGUGUGUGAAAUUUGUCUUUGUCAUAUAGAGCAGGAGUCACCGACCAUUUUGAAGAUGACAGCUGCUUCAUGAGUGAUGAUUAGAUGAAGCGCUUGCAGUUUGAAACGCAUUUCUCAAACUACAAAUGACCCUAUUAUAACAUAACUAAAAGAAAAACAGAUACAUAUCAAAAUGCAACACUUUUUUUUCUGUAAAUCUCUGCCAUUGUUCAAAUUUUCAAAUGAUCACUUCUCCAAUAUUCCAACUAUCAACUAUUUUCAGAACAGGUUUGCGGGCAGUUGUCCUUGGAGGCCCGCCGGCCCCAAUUUGGUAACCCCUGAAGGAGGGAGUAAAAAUGAAAAUAGGUUACAGACAAAUACAAAAUUGAAAUAUUAAAGUCACUGUACGAAUUGAGUGUUAAAGCUAAGAAAGGUGUGUCACAGGUGUGUUAAUGCCUAUCAGUAAGAGUAUUUUCUUCUGCAUUUGUGAUUAUUCCAAAAGAAACUAUGGAAAUGAGUCUUUGCCGCUUGUUUUUCUUUGCAGCUUUUUAAUGGCCCUUGUGUUGUGUUGUUGUUGUGAAGUUAAGUCAAAAUUGGUUCCUUUGGUUCAAACAGAAAACUAAUCCGCAAAAUGAAUUGUGAAGAAACAGUUUACGUGUCCUCACAA